AUGUUGAGGACCAUCAGGAGUGGGGACGUGGAUUGGUUGUUGGACGUGUUGGCCAAUUCUUCCGGCUUCAACUUGUUGAUUUUGAAUUCCUUGACCUCCCUGAGUACCAAUCUGACCUCCUUGUUGGAAGUUCAGUCUUGGGCCUUGACGGAAUUGUUGUUGACCAGCAAAACGAUCGAAUUGUUCAGGUCUUCUCAGCUGAACAGUCUCGAAUCGUUCGUUCUGUGA
Molecule: messenger RNA, 228 nt
Organism: Bursaphelenchus okinawaensis
Lineage: Eukaryota; Metazoa; Nematoda; Chromadorea; Rhabditida; Aphelenchoididae
Source: the annotation of a GenBank genome assembly